This is a messenger RNA of Mesocestoides corti, 1107 nucleotides long. Lineage: Eukaryota; Metazoa; Platyhelminthes; Cestoda; Cyclophyllidea; Mesocestoididae. The record is from the annotation of a GenBank genome assembly.
AUGGCGCUGGCCGCGCUCGCCGUGGUCCUGCUUUGCGGUGGCGUUCUGAAGGCCGUUUCGGAGGAGGUCGGCAAGGUGAAGCUGAGUUUCUUCUUCGAAAGUCUUGAUGGAAGGCUUCCAAGUGGACAGACCUGCGACUCCUGGCCCUACGUGAUGUGCGACAUCUUCCUGAAGAUCUGCGUCACCAGCGAAGGCAGUCGACCAUGCGAUGUGUUUUCUCAUAAGUCGGAAUUUUGGGAGGACACCCACACCAAACAAGUCUCAGUCGGCUUCCCCCUUCGGAAGCCCCUUCCUAAGAGUCUGGAUGUGGUGGUUGAGGCGCUGGACGCGGAUACGUCUGGCAGGCCAGAUGAGGUCGCGCGUUUCAGGGGAAAUCUGCAAAUCACCGAGUUGCCCAACACCCCAGCGAAGUUUCGCAUGGUGCGGGAGGAUCUCGGAGCUGUCAACAGAGUCCAAUUGGAGAGUUACGCGCACAUUGUGUGCGCACGGUUCUACUACGGCGGUGAUUGUUCACGCAAAUGCAUGCCCGAUCCGCAACGCUACUUCUGUGACACGAACGGAAACAAAAAGUGCAAUAAAGGCUACUUAGGAAAGGAAUGUGACCAACGCGACUACUGCCUGAACCACACUUGUGCUGAGUUCGCCGAAUGCCGGAACUCGCCCACUCGAUUCGAAUGCUGGUGUGAUGACAUGGAAGGUCCACAGUGCUUUGCUGGCUUCGAUCCGUGUUCCCCCGAACGAAACCCCUGCUCUGGUCAUGGAGAGUGUUCCCGCACCGGUCCGCAUGGCGUGACCUUCAAGUGCCUCUGCGAACCUGAUUGGAUGGGCGAUCGAUGCCAGCAGCGACGCCCGCCAUGCUUGGUAGCCCUGGAGAACAACGUCACCCUCUGCCUAAACGGUGGAACGUGUCACGAUGCGACUGAUGUGGAAGGCCAGUUCUCCUGUGACUGUCCGCCAGGUUGGUGGGGUGAUCGUUGCGAGAAGACUGCCUCCAUUGUCCAAACUGCACCCUUCAUCGCCACUACUUCGGUUGUUGCCGCUGCCAUCCUGCUCAGCCUCCUAGUUUUCUCAGUUACCGUGUGCUGGAAGAAAAAGUACGAUCAAUGA